Lytechinus pictus (painted urchin) is the source of this 5040-nucleotide messenger RNA. Its product is annotated as arylsulfatase B-like. Bases 89 to 1663 code for a protein of 524 amino acids. The transcript is spliced from 7 exons. NCBI's taxonomy places the organism in Eukaryota, Metazoa, Echinodermata, Echinoidea, Temnopleuroida, Toxopneustidae. The record is from RefSeq and is a predicted model, not a curated record.
UUUUACGAGUCUCCUUUCAAACUUGGUUCAUAAGUGCCUACCCUCGCUGACGGGAAUUGCUACUUGUCGUUUGCCUUGUUGAUGAAGAAUGGAUUCUCUUCUGUUUAUCGCGAUUUUUCUUCUUAUAUUUUCAAACUUUUCCAUAUUGAAUGCAUUGCCUCCAAAUAUUGUAUUUAUAUUGGCGGAUGACUACGGAUAUCAUGACGUAGGCUAUCACAACAACAACGUAAUAAAAACGCCAAAUUUGGACGCGCUCGCAAGUGCUGGCGUCAAGCUUGAAAAUUAUUAUGUUCAACCGAUAUGCACGCCAACAAGAAGCCAACUUCUGAGUGGUAAAUAUCAGAUUCACACCGGUCUCCAACACGGCAUCAUCUGGCCUGAUCAACCUAACUGCCUUCCUCUCGAUGACCCAACCGUGGCCGACAAACUCACCGAGGCAGGCUACGAAUCUCACAUCACUGGGAAAUGGCAUCUUGGUUUCUAUAAGAAAGCUUGCUGGCCGACAAACAGAGGUUUCAAAUCCUUCUUAGGUUACCUGACGGGAUCAGAGGAUUACUAUAAUCACACCCGUGGAUAUCCGUUCUCGGGUCAGCAUUGGUUUGGUCUUGACUUUAGAGAUAAUCUUGAUCCUGCUUCCAACUAUACCGCUACCUAUUCAACUCAUGUCUUCGCUCAGCGAGCCCAGCAGAUCAUACAGCAGCAUGAUAAACAGAAGCCUCUGUUCCUAUACAUACCCUUCCAAGCGGUUCAUGGUCCUCUUCAAGUCCCGGACAGCUACGUGGAGCCAUACAAAUUCAUCAAAAAUGGAAAUCGUCGGAAUUAUGCUGGAAUGACGACGUGCAUGGAUGAAGCGGUAGGAAAUAUCACCGCCACUUUGAAGACAGAAGGCCUGUGGAAUAACACGAUCCUCAUUUUUUCCACUGAUAACGGUGGUCAGGUUUAUGCCGGUGGUAACAACUGGCCCCUGCGUGGAUGGAAGGCAUCACUGUGGGAAGGAGGUAUGCAUGGUGUAGGCUUUGUAUCCAGUCCUUUGUUGCCUGAAGAAGUUAAAGGCACUGUCAAUAGGGAGCUCAUUCAUGUGAGUGACUGGUACCCAACUCUAGUCGAAGGAAUUGCUGGCUGGAACCUUGAAGGAACUAAGCUGGACGGAUUCAAUGUGUGGAAAACCAUCAGUGAGUUAGACAGCCCUUCACCAAGAGUUGAGCUCCUCCACAACAUUGACCCUAUGGGACCAGGCGAUAUCCCUCCCAUUAUGGAUAAUCCUUAUCCUCCCAUGCUGGAUAAUCCUAACCCCAAACCUAUCCCUGACUGUAACUUCACAUUCCCAACGCAGUUCAAUGUUUCCAUACGGGCAGCCAUACGAUAUAAGGAUUGGAAACUUAUCACCGGCAAUCCUGGACCUGGUAACUGGAUACCCCCUCCCGAGUCAGGAUUAUCCCCCGUUGUACCGAUUGUACCCGAAGGCAAGUGCGUUUGGCUCUUUAACAUCAAAGAUGACCCUAACGAGGUGCAAGACCGCUCCGACGAGGAAGGCGUUGUCCUCCAAUUCCUUCUGAACCGACUGUACGAACUACAGCAAGGUGCGCUUCCGGUGAACUACCCCAAGCCAGAUGCCCGCUCCAACCCGGCUCUUCACAACAACACGUGGGACAGUUGGGAGUAGCGGGUCAAGUCGACUUUCAGUUGACUCAAUAAGCGCGAGUGAGUCAUCAAGGGAUAAAUUCCUCUAGAGUACUAUGUCAAGGUUAGAGCAGCGUCUUUUGUGUGGGAAUCCCGCAGGUGGUCUUUCUUUACCAACUAUCACACUUUAUCAUUGACAAAACAAUGGGAAAAUGCAGGAAGGGCGCUUUGAAAAGAAACACAGUCCCUUCAUAACAGAAUUCCUUCUCAAAGGCUUGGCACAGACUUAUCACAAUGUACAUUAACAAUCUCCAAUUUCUAUCAUUGUGCUAUGACCUUCCCCAUGUACCUCUUAUAUUUUUCUCUGAUGAACAGUAUAAAAACUAGUGGUAGUUAUGGACUAUUGGGGCUUUGAAGGGGAGGGGGUGGUUCCAAAAUUCAGAUUAUUUAUCGUCCUUUGCUUGGUUGGAACUAUAAGUACAUUUCAAACUUUUUAGAAAGGUUUGAUAUUGUGUGCCUUGCCAUGUUUCUCUUUAAGAGCAUUAUUAUGCAUUUUAGGCUGAAAAUAAAGCACAAAAGAUGUACAUUUAUAUGUUUGAAGUUUGAAGUAGAAUCAAUCAUGAUAUAAAUAUAUAUUUUCUAGAACAUUGUAUUUAUGAAUAAGAAAGAUUUUGAGAAAAUUGGAUUAUGAAUGUGCAAUUCUUGGAUAUGCCAGUUAUUGGCAUAUCCCAUACUGCAUGUUUGCUAUGUUUAGUUCAUGUAAGGUGUAAAUUGAUUUAAUGGUUAUGAACAACUUUACAAGCAAAAAUUAGAAAGAAACGUGGGUUUUUUCAGUCAUAUUUUAAUGACAUACAUGUACAUGUAGUCAUGCUGCAACUGUCCCCACUGGCGUACAGAUUGGGGAGGGGGGCUUGGGGGUCUCUUGCCCCCUCAAAUUUUUCACGACCAAGGAAAAAAAAAGAGAAAUAGAAAGAAAUGGAAAGGGAUAAGGGUGAAAUAUGAUAUUAUUUUCUGCAUAUUAUGUCAAAUUCUAUCACAAACUUGGAUUUUGUAAUAAAUGUGUCAAAAUUUUUGCUCGCUCACUCUGUUCGCUGACAACCUUUUUAUUAAUUUUACGAGAUACACCACUUUGAGCCCCCUAAAAAUCUUUGACUCACUAUUCCACUGAAUGCCCCUAUGGGCUAUUCCACGGUUACCCACGUUACAUUUGGAGACACCUUGACUCAUACUUGGAGCUGUAACUCCAUUAUUAUUGAUAGGAACUAAACAUCUCUUUAUCACAACAUAGUACGCAGUCUGACUAUCCUUUGUAUAUAACAAAACUUGGGAAAUUUCAUUAUGCUCCUGGCAAAUCUUUGAAAUGUGUCGGUUACUCAUCUUACAUGAUUUGGACAUGCAUAAAAUGAAAAGUGGACAUAAGUGAAAAGUGUCCUCAUAUAAGGCUUUUAUGAAAGUUGAUUAUAUCCAUUUCAAAGAAGUAUAUUAGGGAGACAAAUUUGUAUAUAAAUAAAGAACACAUGGUUUUUACUAGGGGUGCGGAUAAAGUGGUUACUCACGUUACGGAUCAGAUGGGCUAUAUGUACAAAGACACAUUGAGCUCAUGUCCACCAACCUAUGGAAUUGCCCCUAUGAUUUUUCUACAAGAGUAGAGGAGUUAUAAGGAGAAAGAAGAGAGAAGUGUAAUGGCAUGUGAGGAUUAGGGUUGUACAUCAGAAUUUGCCAAUUUAUUUUUUAAAACGUGUCAUGAACACAAAACAAUUUUGAAUUUCAUGAAAGAGUAUCGUCUCCAAAAUGAUUUGAUACCAAUUUUAUUUGGUGUAUGUUUAUGUGUGCAUAAUCAGGUGGUAUCGUUUGUCAUGUAAAAUUUGAUUUUUGCCAAAAUAAUACAUGACUGUGGUCAUUGAUAAAGUCAUGAUCCUUCAUGAGUUAGUACACGUAAAUCACAUUGCAAAAUGCCUUCAUAUUUGAAUGUACCUGAAUAUGACAAUAUAUUGUUUUUAUCAAACAAUUGUAAUGUUAUUUUUAAGGGUGCAUGUAUCUUACUACUAAUUUUACGGUAACUCCUGUCAGGGUUGGGCUCAAUUACUUUCUUCAAUUAAAAUUACAAUAACAUAAUUGAAGAAAUUUUCAAUUACAGUUACUUUUCAAUUAAAUUAAAUUUUUUCAAUUACAAUUACUAAUUACUUUUGUCAAUUACAAUUACUUUCUAGAAAAGUCAUAGAUGAAAUCAAUUUGUAUUCCGUACACAGUACCGGCCACCUAUUUCAACAUAAUUCUAAGUUCCACAGAUACUGAGAAGAAGAAGGUUUAGGUUAAAAAGCAUGGAUUCUGCCUGUUACUCUCUUUGAUGCUGAAGCAUUUGAAAUGAAAAAGGUUCAAUGAAUUAAAUCAUACAUUCAGUAAGUUUAUUGUAAUGUAAUUGAAUUUAAUAAAAAAAAGUAAAAUUGAGAGUAAUUGAAGUCACUUAUUUUUUUUUCAAUUACAAUUCCUUUCCCUUUCAAAACUUCAAUUACAAUUACAAUUAUAUUUACUCAAAACAAUGUUAUUUAAAUACUUAAUUGAUCAAUUACCUUGUAAUUGAGCCCAAGCCUGACAAUUAAAUACAAAUUAAUAUAAAACAUACAGAAAGAGUAAACAACAAAUAACAACAUUGAGAUACAAAGCAAAACCCAAUAAUAUAGAGGAAAUAAACAAACAAGAAAUAAUAAUUAUUAAUUCAUAGUGACCUACAGUGUGCUAUUGGCAAGAUUGUCAUACUAAGAGAAAAUUUCGCCUUUAAAAAUUGUUUAAAUUUAUUUAGAGUUUUACUUUGUUUAAUAUCAUUAUUCAAAUCAUUCAAUAGGUUGAUUCCUCUACAGUGUAAAGAAUUUGGGUAAUUUUGGUGUUUAGAAGAUAUUGGUGAAGAUCUGACGCGUGAAGUAUGAAUGGUAAGAGGCAUUAGUGUUGAAAAGAUUAUUAAAAAUAUUUGUCAAAAGAUUUGAAUGGUAAUUGUACAUAAAUAUAUAAGUAUACAUAAGAACCGAACCACAGAUUUUCAAAUUUUACGAUCGAGAAAUAACUUGCUUGCGUGACUCAUAAAAUGUGCAUUGCAAAUUGUUCUUAUUAGCCGUUAUUUAAUCAGAAAUAUUCAUGUCUUUCAAUUGUAUUAAAUGAAGAUUUCAUUAAUGAAUCUCAUUAUUAAAAAACCCAGAUCUGAAAUCAUACUUGUAUCUCUUUUUUACUGUUAGUGGAUGUCCAAAGUAGGUAACAUUAGCAACUACAAAUAAAUUGAUAAUGUAUUUUGUUUGUUUAAGGCAAGUGAUCGAUUUUGCCUAGUGUUUAAUUAUGUAGUAGUGGUUAUGUGUUUAUACAAUUGUGACUUGUACUUUAUUCUAUUAUUUUUGUAUCAUUAUCAGAAAAAUAAAAUAUUCCACAAUUCUA